Helianthus annuus (common sunflower) is the source of this 1276-nucleotide messenger RNA. Its product is annotated as FAD synthetase 2, chloroplastic. Gene Ontology annotation, molecular function: protein C-terminal S-isoprenylcysteine carboxyl O-methyltransferase activity; FMN adenylyltransferase activity. The coding region runs from base 227 to 1228 and encodes 333 amino acids. The transcript is spliced from 7 exons. NCBI's taxonomy places the organism in Eukaryota, Viridiplantae, Streptophyta, Magnoliopsida, Asterales, Asteraceae. The record is from RefSeq and is a predicted model, not a curated record. Gene Ontology annotation, cellular component: endoplasmic reticulum. Gene Ontology annotation, biological process: C-terminal protein methylation; riboflavin biosynthetic process.
GGUAAUUUAGCCUAAAAAGAUAGAAAACAACAGGAGGCUAUUGAAGAACGUUGAUGAUACCAAACUUCCUGCUGCAUCUAUCUGCAGUCGUAGCCGCAAACCGGAGCUCGCAGUAACCAAAUCGGAGCAGACCCGUCACUCACCGGACUUCCUUUCUGCUUUCAUGGCCUUUGGGAUCACACCUGUGGUAGAUAUUGCAAUCUCAUUCUAGCGCAGUUUGAUCCGUAUGAAACACACAAUGCUCAUGAAUCAGAAGUUGUUUGUCCACGUGAACGGGGGUAUAAGGCUACCAAUUACAGUGCAAGGAGCUUCUACAAGGGUUCUCUCUUUAUCGUCUUCAGAUAUGAAAGCAACAAGACAAAGCCAACAGGAAAAUGAUGGCACAUCCCGCUCUCAACAGUUAUCCUCCGUGGCAGGAGGGAUAGUAGCUUUGGGUAAGUUUGAUGCGUUGCAUAUUGGUCAUCGUGAGCUCGCUAUCCAAGCAGCAAAGGCAGGCACUCCAUUCCUGCUAUCGUUUACGGGAAUGGCAGAAGUUCUUGGCUGGGAGCCUAGGGCUCCUGUAGUAGCCAAGUGUGAUCGUGAACGGGUGCUUUCAUCAUGGUCUGCUUGGUGUGGAGAAUUGACGCCAACAGAACUUGAAGUCGAGUUCUCUAAAGUUAGAAAUCUGACACCACGCCAGUUUGUGGAGAAGUUAUCAAAAGAGCUCGGUGUACGUGGUGUCGUGGCAGGCAAAAACUAUCGGUUUGGUUACAGAGCUGCAGGCGAUGCAUCUGAGCUGUCAAGGUUAUGCGAAGAGUACGGUAUAGAGGCAUACAUCAUAAACCCAGUGAUGGACCAAAAACAGAGCAUACUAAACAGAGAAUUCACCAACAGUAAAGAAAGAGGACAGGUGUCAUCUACCCGUGUUCGAUACGCACUAUCAGAGGGAGACAUGAAGUACGUUUCAGAGCUUCUUGGUCGCCACCAUCGUCUAAUAUUAAUGCUAAAUGAUGACCAAAGUUUGACCAGCAAAAAGAACACGACCUCGUUUCCCAGAUCAUGUUUAUUGAAUCUUCCACCCAAAGAGGGUGUAUACGAGAAUUGUAGUAUCGUAUAUGGUAAAGAAAAUGUUGUACCUUGUAGAGUAGUCGUCGAUACGGAUAAUAUUUGUUUAGAGUUGGUAGAGAUAGAUUGUAUUGACAUUCCUUCAGGAGACUCACAAUACCUGAAUAUUGAGUUUGGUGCCUGAAAACAUUUAUUGAAAGUGGAAUACACGGUUGCAUUUAUGUUCUUAUAA